Messenger RNA from Carassius carassius (crucian carp), 2331 nucleotides. RefSeq names its product golgin subfamily A member 6-like protein 22. The record is from RefSeq and is a predicted model, not a curated record. The transcript is spliced from 2 exons. Bases 1 to 2331 code for a protein of 776 amino acids. Lineage: Eukaryota; Metazoa; Chordata; Actinopteri; Cypriniformes; Cyprinidae.
AUGACAAGGAAGGUAAAGGUGGAGAAUCUUCAGCAGAAGGAGAAUCUGGCACUGCGGACGAGGACCAUCAGGCAGAAGCUGGAGAAAGUUCAGCAGGAAGAGAAACUGGCGAGGCAGACGAGGACCGUCAGGCAGAAGCUGGAGAAAGUUCAGCUGGAGGAGAAACUGGCGAGGCGGACGAGGACCAUCAGGCAGAAGCUGGAGAAAGUUCAGCAGGAGGAGAAACUGGCGAGGCAGACGAGGACCGUCAGGCAGACGCUGGAGAAAGUUCAGCAGGAGGAGAAACUGGCGAGGCGGACGAGGACCGUCAGGCAGAAGCUGGAGAAAGUUCAGCAGGAGGAGAAACUGGCGAGGUGGACGAGGACCAUCAGGCAGAAGCUGGAGAAAGUUCAGCAGGAGGAGAAACUGGCGCUGCAGACGAGGACCGUCAGGCAGAAGCUGGAGAAAGUUCAGCAGGAGGAGAAACUGGCGAGGUGGACGAGGACCAUCAGGCAGAAGCUGGAGAAAGUUCAGCAGGAGGAGAAACUGGGGCUGCAGACGAGGACCGUCAGGCAGAAGCUGGAGAAAGUUCAGCAGGAGGAGAAACUGGCGAGGCGGACGAGGACCGUCAGGCAGAAGCUGGAGAAAGUUCGGCAGGAGGAGAAACUGGCGAGGCGGACGCUGGAGAAAGUCCGGCAGGAGGAGAAACUGGCGAGGCGGACGAGGACCGUCAGGCAGAAGCUGGAGAAAGUUCAGCAGGAGGAGAAACUGGCGCUGCAGACGAGGACCGUCAGGCAGAAGCUGGAGAAAGUUCAGCAGGAGGAGAAACUGGCGCUGCAGACGAGGACCGUCAGGCAGAGGCUGGAGAAAGUUCAGCUGGAGGAGAAACUGGCGAGGCAGACGAGGACCAUCAGGCAGAAGCUGGAGAAAGCGAGGACCGUCAGGCAGAAGCUGGAGAAAGUUCAGCAGGAGGAGAAACUGGCGCUGCGGACGAGGACCAUCAGGCAGAAGCUGGAGAAAGUUCAGCAAGAGGAGAAACUGGCGAGGCGGACGAGGACCGUCAGGCAGAAGCUGGAGAAAGUUCAGCAGGAGGAGAAACUGGCGCUGCAGACGAGGACCGUCAGGCAGAAGCUGGAGAAAGUUCAGCAGGAGGAGAAACUGGCGAGGCAGACGAGGACCGUCAGGCAGAAGCUGGAGAAAGUUCAGCAGGAGGAGAAACUGGCGCUGCAGACGAGGACCGUCAGGCAGAAGCUGGAGAAAGUUCAGCAGGAGGAGAAACUGGCGCUGCAGACGAGGACCAUCAGGCAGAAGCUGGAGAAAGUUCAGCAGGAGGAGAAACUGGCGAGGUGGACGAGGACCAUCAGGCAGAAGCUGGAGAAAGUUCAGCAGGAGGAGAAACUGGCGAGGCGGAUGAGGACCGUCAGGCAGAAGCUGGAGAAAGUCCAGCAGGAGGAGAAACUGGCGAGGCGGACGAGGACCGUCAGGCAGAAGCUGGAGAAAGUCCAGCAGGAGGAGAAACUGGCGAGGCGGACGAGGACCGUCAGGCAGAAGCUGGAGAAAGUCCAGCAGGAGGAGAAACUGGCGCUGCAGACGAGGAGCAUCAGGCAGAAGCUGGAGAAAGUUCGGCAGGAGGAGAAACUGGCGCUGCGGAGGAGGACAGUCAGGCAGAAGCUGGAGAAAGUUCAGCAGGAGGAGAAACUGGCGCUGCAGAUGAGGACCGUCAGGCAGAAGCUGGAGAAAGUUCAGCAGGAGGAGAAACUGGCGAGGCGGACGAGGACCGUCAGGCAGAAGCUGGAGAAAGUUCAGCAGGAGGAGAAACUGGCACUGCGGACGAGGAGCAUCAGGCAGAAGCUGGAGAUAGUUCGGCAGGAGGAGAAACUGGCGAGGCAGGCGAGGACCGUCAGGAAGAAGCUGGAGAAAGUUCGGCAGGAGGAGAAACUGGCGAGGCGGACGCUGGAGAAAGUCCGGCAGGAGGAGAAACUGGCGCUGCGGACGAGGACCGUCAGGCAGAAGCUGGAGAAAGUUCGGCAGGAGGAGAAACUGGCGCUGCGGAGGAGGACCGUCAGGCAGAAGCUGGAGAAAGUUCAGCAGGAGGAGAAACUGGCGCUGCAGAUGAGGACCGUCAGGCAGAAGCUGGAGAAAGUUCAGCAGGAGGAGAAACUGGCGAGGCAGACGAGGACCGUCAGGCAGAAGCUGGAGAAAGUUCGGCAGGAGGAGAAACUGGCGCUGCGGACGAGGACCGUCAGGCAGAAGCUGGAGAAAGUUCAACAGAAGAAGAAUCUCACACUGCGGAUGAAAAACAUCAUGCCCAAGGUGACCAACAUCCCAAAAAAAAGUUUAUUAAAAAGGUAA